Molecule: messenger RNA, 1613 nt
Organism: Lycium barbarum (goji berry)
Lineage: Eukaryota; Viridiplantae; Streptophyta; Magnoliopsida; Solanales; Solanaceae
Product: probable amidase At4g34880
Exons: 2
Coding region: 1111-1449 (112 amino acids)
Source: RefSeq, a predicted model, not a curated record
AUCAUUUAGACAAAUAUUUUCUUCCAUUCUCAGGAACAUUCAAGCUAUUUUGAGCUCAUCAAUGGCGGCAUAAGUGCAAUUCACUUCCAUUGUCAUAAAUCAUUCAAUUACAGUGUGAUUGUGACAAAUUUGUAAUAAAACAGUUUGUUUGGCAAUAAAAUUACAAUUUCACGUCAAAUUCAUUCAAUUUCAGUCACGAACAUUGCAUAGUUCUAGUUCCAUCACUUGAUGUUUGCUCCUGGAUUAGCUUAAUUGAUCAAAUUUCCCUAGUAUGAAAUAGAUGCCAAACAAGUUCUAAACACCAUUCUACAUGUUGAUGUUUGCAAGCAGGGUUUUUGUCAUGGAUUUAAGUAUAUACACUGACCGUGUAAAAAAAAUUCAAUUAGUUUAACUUGUGAUAGUAGGUUACUUAUCAUUUUCACCUGCUGGUUACUAGUUAAGGCUUAUCAUAGAGAUUCACUGUGUAAAUAUCUCUUUCGCUGUCAACGCACGAAACUUAAACUCUCAGGUCGUGUGUGUCACAUAGUCCUCGCAAUUAACCAAACAAGAAUGCGAAAAAUGAAAAAUAAUUUGAAAAAAGGGGAACAGAGAGAAGCUAUAGAUCUGAAAGCAGAUUACUAUAUUUUGUGGUAGAUUGUGCAGAUUACCAGCAUAUGGAUUAUGGUGCUGCAUAAGGUUGAAGUUCUUCGUAUCGGUCUCUAACCUUGUCUCAUUACAACCCUAGGUUCUUUGACUGAGUAGAAAACUCUUUGUCCAUAUGAGGAAGUCUUAUAACUUGGCAAUUUUGUGGCAGUGUGUUAAGAUAUACUCCAGUUCAUAGUAGUGGGCGAUUUAGCCCCUCCACCUGAAGCAAAUUUCAAACACUGUGAAGACAAUUUAAUAAAUGAAAUGGCUAAAUGUAUCGUAAAGUUGCUGUGUACAGACCCUAACCCGAGUGAUUCCCUUGAGAGCUUUUGGGAAAACAAGACAAUAGCUAGCUGGCCCGGACACCACGGUUAUUAAAAAGUAAAUAGGCAAUAGCUUUUCUCCUGCCCUGUCACAUGGAAGUGGAAUAUAAAUUAUGUCAUUUGUUUUUAUGGUUUACAUACUUUGAAGUAACACGAGAAUCCAAUGAACUUUUUACUACAGGAGAAACUUGCAGAGUAUGACCAACAUACUUUUAUAGAAGCUGAGAAGACAAAUGGAUACGGGGAGCAUGAAAAGGAGGUAGUAGAGAAGUUGAAAAACUUGUCACGAAAUGGGUUUGAGAAAAUGAUGGAGGACCAUGAACUUGAUGCAAUGGUCGCGCCUGGUUCACGUGCCUCCCCUGUUUUUGCUAUUGGUGGCUAUCCAGCAGUAACUGUUCCAGCCGGCUAUGAAAGUGAUGGCAUGCCCUUUGGGAUCUGUUUUGGAGGGUUAAAAGGAAUCAAUAAAAAAGACAAUCCCCUUAUUUUCACUCAAAAAAGAUAAUUGAAUCAUCAAAUAAUUUGGAGGGUGAAGUGCAAUUAAAUCCAUUUUUAGGGGAUUCACGGCAUCUUUAGCAUCAUGAAAGUUUAUUCCUUGUUCGCGUUACUUGCUCUUACGGCCUUAUCACUUGUUGGAUGGUCGCAUAUUGAUACUUGCCAUGCAUUCUC